Molecule: messenger RNA, 1115 nt
Organism: Ruditapes philippinarum (Manila clam)
Lineage: Eukaryota; Metazoa; Mollusca; Bivalvia; Venerida; Veneridae
Product: mammalian ependymin-related protein 1-like
Exons: 8
Coding region: 241-888 (215 amino acids)
Biological process (GO): cell-matrix adhesion
Cellular component (GO): extracellular region; lysosome
Molecular function (GO): calcium ion binding
Source: RefSeq, a predicted model, not a curated record
GAAGCAUGCUACCUGGGUACCCGGUAGUAAUGUUACACCCGAGUUACAAUCUAUAUUUAGAUAUAAUUGUGUUUUAUACUGGCUUGAGGUUGAAAUAUAUGACAAAUCUCAUGGAUGGUAGACAAAAUGUUCAGUGACUUUCAUGCAACGAUUGUGAUGACAUCGUUGUAUUCAAACUGAUACAGUAUCGAUUGAGUAGUUCAAGAACAACAGUUUUAUAGGUAUAAAGCUUUAUCCAGAAUGCAUCUUAAGUUGGCAUACAUUUUGGCGUUUUAUUUUGCCAUUAUUCCUGGACAAACAAAAUAUUGUUGCUAUCCUGUAACAUGGGAAUCUGUUAACUUUGAAAGAGAUGGAUUAGUUGGGCCAGGAUCAAAGACAGCAGUCAUUAAUGAGAUAACAGAAAAGUUGUCAGUUGAUGGAGUUAAUCAAAGAAUCGCUUCAUUUUCGAUAGUAAAUACUGGGGGGUACCAGAUCAAAGUACAGAUUCUACAGCUAUAUAACAAGAACAUCAUGUAUAUAGCUGAGGGCGGUACAUGUAAGACAUACAAACUACCACCAUGGAAUCCAAUCUGUGUCCCAGAUAGUGCUACUCUAGCAAAGAAGACCUAUUACGGAUUUAAGGACAAAGUUGACGUGGAUAUAUACGCCGUAGUUUCAGGCCCGAAAACAAGCUACUUGACAAUGACACGUGCAGACUGUGUCCCCGUUUAUCAAGCAUCUUAUGGACAAUCACAAGCUGGAUCUGAGUUGAGUUUUAAGACAUUCAGUGACAUAACUCUUGGAAUAAAAGACCAGUCAGUCUUCGAUAUUCCAUCAAGCUGCACCAACAUCACGAGUAUUCCGACGAUAAUGGCGAAAAAGCAUGGGUUGUACUGGUCAAUCGGGUGACGCGAGGAUGUGAGGGGAUACAAGAAUGUGUGCAUUCUAUAGGCUUAAAUAAUUAAAAAUAGACAAUUUACAUAUACAUUAACAGUUUAUUUUACUUUUUAAAACGUAAUAAAAACUUGAUAUCUGAUAUUUAUGACUACAAUAACAAUUAAUUAUCACUGUACAGUAGUGUUAGCUUUAUGUAUAAACAUAUAGCUGAGAUUAUGAUAAAUAUCACUUUCAGUUCA